AUGGCUGGCUGUUCUUUCGAAGCCAUCGUUGAGGAAGAUCUCGAGGAAGACACUGAUGAGACUAAGGUUAGUUUAUUAUACAGUAUAUGUAUAUUUUCUACUUCUUGAUGUCUAAAAUAUGAAAUAUUAUUAAAUACAUUUAAAUAAUUUCAUGAAUUAUUUACAGCCGCAAGCACACAUUAAUAUUGCACAACAAUAUGUAAAAAUGUAAAAAAAGCUCACAAAAAAUGAGAAAAUUGUACACUCGUACACUUUUUUGGAGUGAUAUGCCCGUAAUGCCCCUUGAAAUUAAAAUACUUUAUAAUACUCAAUUGUAUGAUAAUUUCUAGAAAUGUGCAGUAUGUUUUAAAGAAGCAACAGGAGCACAUCGAUGCAAAUUGUGCCACAAACCAGUGCAUUUGCCAUGCGGAGAGCCAGUUGGCGAUGAAGGAUAUGGGCAGAAAGUUGUUUGCUUCGUGUGUGAUAAAAGUAAAUGUUUUUUAUUUACAUUGGUCCGGUGGGGAUAA
This is a messenger RNA of Paramuricea clavata, 506 nucleotides long. NCBI's taxonomy places the organism in Eukaryota, Metazoa, Cnidaria, Anthozoa, Malacalcyonacea, Plexauridae. The record is from the annotation of a GenBank genome assembly.